CUACUGUAUUUGACAUAAAAAAGAAACGUGAUGCUAUCAGAAAGUAUGCGUCCAACUGUGUGCAGAAACCAGAAAAAAGGCAGAUCUCAUGGUCUAGGAAAACAUCCGGAUAUGGAGAAGGCCUUAAUGACUUGGUUUGUUCAACAGAGAAACCAGAAUAUUCCUAUAUCAAUCGAAAUGAUUCAACACAAAGCAAAAUAUUUUUAUAAUCAAAUAACUGGCAAAAAUGAUUUUGGGGCAAGUUUGGGGUGGAUUUCAAAUUUUAAAGCACGACAUGGUAUAAGGAAAUUAAAAAUUUGUGGUGAAAAAGUAAGCAGUGAUGUUUCUGCAGUGGAACCAUUCAGGCAAAAAUUAAAAUCUAUUAUAGAAGAAAUGGACCUAGACCAUGACCAGAUUUAUAAUGCAGAUGAAUCGGCAGCCUUUUGGGAAGUUAUUCCUGCAAAUACAUUGGCGCACUCGCAAGAAAAAUCUGCAUCUGGUCGAAAAAUUUCAAAGGAUCGCGUAACUUUAUGCCUUGUUGCAAUGCAUCUGGCACACAUAAGCUACUCCUUUUGGUAAUAGGCAAAUCAACUAAUCCACGAUCAUUUAAAAAUUGCAAUGUGCCUGUAACUUAUAAAGCAACUAAAAAAGGUUGGAUGUCAACGUUCUUAUUUACUGAAUGGUACAGGAAAUAUUUUAUACCGGAUGUAAAAAAAAUUUUGCAAGACAAUAAUAGACCAUUAAAAGCUAUUUUACUAAUCGACAAUGCUCCAUGCCACCCAAGAUCAGAAGAUAUUGACAUAUACACUAAUUUUCGAAUUGUCUUUCUUCCACCCAAUUGGACAGCAAUCAUACAGCCUUUAGAUCAAAAUUUAAUUCAAAAUGUUAAAGUGUCUUACAGAAAAGAACUUUUGAAUUAUCUUCCAAUUGAUAAUACAGAUAUUGGAAUUGCAUUAAAAAACUUUACGCUACGAAAUUGCGUCACACUUUUAAACAAUGCGUGGUUAGGUAUAUCACAACAGAAUAUUGUUCGCAGUUGGAACCAGUUGUUGUGUACUGACCGACAAGAAUGGAUGGAGGAAGAUUUGAUACUUCUGGCUCAACUUACAGCCGCUAAUUCAGAAAUGAAUGAAAUUCAUACCAUCAUCGCUUCGAUAAAUCUGGACGCUCAAGUUGAUACUCAAACCAUAAAUGACUGGGCCACUGGAAGAGAUGAAUUCGAAUACGACUUUUCUGAUCGGAAAAUUGUGCAGUCUGUGUUAGAAAACGAUAAUA
Messenger RNA from Bactrocera tryoni, 1254 nucleotides. RefSeq names its product jerky protein homolog-like. Lineage: Eukaryota; Metazoa; Arthropoda; Insecta; Diptera; Tephritidae. The transcript is spliced from 2 exons. The record is from RefSeq and is a predicted model, not a curated record. Gene Ontology annotation, molecular function: DNA binding. Gene Ontology annotation, cellular component: nucleus. Bases 31 to 558 code for a protein of 175 amino acids.